Messenger RNA from Carassius carassius (crucian carp), 6494 nucleotides. RefSeq names its product collagen alpha-2(IV) chain-like. Gene Ontology annotation, molecular function: extracellular matrix structural constituent. The coding region runs from base 199 to 5202 and encodes 1667 amino acids. Gene Ontology annotation, cellular component: collagen trimer; basement membrane. The transcript is spliced from 47 exons. NCBI's taxonomy places the organism in Eukaryota, Metazoa, Chordata, Actinopteri, Cypriniformes, Cyprinidae. The record is from RefSeq and is a predicted model, not a curated record.
AUAUAAUUUAAAUAUGAACUAAGGAUCUACUGCUUUAAAUAUGAACAAGGAUCUACUGCUGUUCAGAUAGGCUUAGGACAGUGAGAAUUAACUUGUAACUUUCAGAUCAUAAAUCUGCAACUUUCAGAUCAUUGAGUAUGCAGUAACAAGAUUCUGGAAUUUGGCAGAAGGAGAGAUUUCAUCUGUUUUCUGGCUCGCAUGGAGGGUGAGAAACAUCUACAGCACUGGAACACAUUAAGGUGUUUUCUGUUGUGUUUUGCAGUCCUUAUUCUUACAACAGGGGUCAAUGCAGGAGUUAAGAAGAGCGGUGGACCAUGUGGGGGGAGAGACUGUAGUGGAGGGUGUCAGUGUUAUCCUGAGAAGGGUGCGAGGGGAUUGCCUGGACCCCUUGGUCCCCAGGGUCCCAGAGGCCCUAAUGGGCGACCAGGAGACCCUGGUCUCCAGGGCCCUAAAGGAGAGAAGGGGGACCCUGGCAGAGGAGGCCUUAUGGGUCCAAAAGGAAGUGUGGGAAUGCAAGGUGUUCCAGGGUUUAAUGGAGCAGAUGGUGUUCCGGGCCAUCCUGGGCCGUCUGGGCCUCGUGGAAAACCAGGAGCUGACAGUUGUAAUGGAACCAGGGGAGAAUCAGGAACGCCAGGCAUUCCGGGACAUAGUGGCGAACCUGGAAUAUCAGGUCGGCCAGGAAUGAAGGGGGAGAAGGGUGACCCUUUGGAUAUGUGGGUUUAUAUGGAAAGAUUCAGGGGAGAUCCAGGACCACCAGGUUCUCCAGGAUUUAUUGGACCAACUGGUAACCCAGGGUACAGAGGACUGCCAGGAUUUCAAGGUCCUUGGGGGCCUACUGGCAUCAAAGGUGUUAAAGGACAAAAGGGUGAAAGCACUAAAAUGUUAAAAGGAGUCAAAGGAGACAUGGGGGAGAAUGGAGAGCCAGGCCUACCAGGACCUUUCUCACAAACCCGUCCAGUCCCUUCAGAAUGGCAGGCAGGUAAAAAAGGCUUGAAAGGUUAUAAAGGAGAGCAAGGAGAUAUGGGAUAUUUAUCUACCAAAGGAGAGACUGGUGUGUCAGGGUUUCCAGGACAACGGGGAAACCCAGGCCUAAAUGGCUUGCCAGGACCUAAGGGUGACGAUGGACUACCAGGUUUCCCAGGAAAUAAUGGUCGCAAGGGAGAUAGAGGAGAACCCGGAGAGCUGAUUGGUCCUUUUGGAGUGGGUCCUCCAGGACCUCCGGGAGAGCGUGGCCCAAUUGGAGAGUAUGGUCCUAAGGGUACUAAAGGACUGCCGGGUCCUCCAGGACCCCCUCCCUCUGAGCAACAACCAGUGGAUUUGUUGGGUCCAGUGGGACCAGGUGGACCAAAGGGAGCCAAAGGUGAAGCUGGAGAACCGGGUAAUCCUGCCAUUCAUCCUGGGCCACCUGGCCCUGAUGGGCUUCCUGGAUAUCAAGGACCACCCGGACCCAAGGGAUCAUUGGAAGAAUUCUUCAAAGGAGCACCAGGACCACGUGGACGUCCAGGAAAUGCAGGAAAAAAAGGACCAAAGGGUGACCAUGGUCUGUGCGAAUGCACUGUACAAUCAACACCUGGUCCUGCGGGUCCUCCUGGUGAUGCUGGGGACAUUGGCAUGGUAGGAGAGUGGGGUCAGCUUGGUGAUCAGGGAGACCCGGGACCCAGAGGCGUGGAUGGUGUACCUGGUUUCCCUGGUGCAAGAGGAAUACCUGGACUCAAAGGCAGAAAAGGAGAGCUGAGAUCCGCUACACAGAAAGGACUACCUGGUGACCCUGGUGACUCAGGUGCUAAUGGGUUCCCAGGAGACGAAGGAAGGCCUGGAUUUGAUGGCAAAGAUGGUGAACCAGGUCUUCAAGGAUCUCCUGGAGAAGGUCCUGUAGGUGAACCUGGAGAGAAGGGAUACCCAGGUUGGCCAGGUCCUCCAGGUCUAAUAGGUCCGAUAGGACAACCAGGUCAAGUUCAUGGAGCAACUAAAGGUGCAACGGGCCUUCCUGGAGAUGAUGGACAAGUUGGUAUUGAUGGAAAACAAGGUUCACCUGGUGCUCCAGGAGAAUGUAGCCCACAAGGAGGAAAUCAGUGGAAUAUUCCAGUGGAAUGUAUUGGAGAUCCCGGGCCACCUGGAGAGAUAGGGCAGCCUGGACUUCCAGGAUUCAGUGGAUUUCCUGGACUGCAAGGUGCUAAAGGCAUACAAGGUCUUUCUGGAGAACAUGGGGCCAAAGGAGAGAAAGGUGAACGAGGAAGGGGAGGCCCGCCAGGGCCAAGAGGUUUUGUUGGACCUCGGGGUGACUUGGGAAAUCCUGGCUCUAAAGGCGUGGAAGGAACUUCAGGCCUUCCUGGUAAACUAGGUUUGGACGGUGCUCCAGGGCAAAAGGGUGAGCAUGGGGAAGUUUUAGGAGCAUCUUCUGGAGCCCCUGGAGACCCAGGACUACCAGGACAGAGGGGUGUCACUGGUCCUCCAGGAGACCCAGGACCUCAAGGACACCCCGGUAUGGAGGGAAUGCCGGGUAUGAUUGGCCUUAAGGGUGAAAGUGGCCCUCAAGGUUUUCUAGGAGAGACAGGAAGACCUGGACCGCCGGGAACAUUUGGCUUUCCUGGGCAGCCUGGUCAAGUAGGACCACCCGGACCACCUGGAAAAACCGGAGAACCAGGUCCAAGUGGAGAAAGGGGAGUUCAGGGAGUCCCAGGCCUUCCUGGGCCCAGAGGAGUAAAGGGUGUCACUGGAGAACCAGGAAAUGCAGGUCUUACAGGAAAUGUUGGGCCCCCAGGAGAUCCAGGACAACAGGGGGCAAUUGGUUUUGAUGGUUUUCCAGGGUUAAAAGGUUCCAAAGGUGGUCAGGGCAUGACGGGUUUCCCUGGAAUGCCUGGUGAGACAGGUCUGAAGGGCUUUUCGGGACAGAAAGGAGCAACAGGUUAUCCAGGAAGACAAGGUGCUAAAGGACCUCCUGGCCUUCCAGGUGAAAAAGGUGAGAGAGGGUUGAUGGGGCCUCCAGGUGAAAAGCCAAUCAUACAUAUACCACCAGCUAUGAGAGAGGUCAUGAAGGGAGCUAAAGGUGACCACGGAAAAAUGGGAGAUCCUGGCUUCACUGGUCCAAGAGGUACAAAAGGUCUACCAGGUGUUCCAGGAGAGGAGGGUAAAGAUGGACAUCCAGGUGAGCCCAGUGAAACAAAAGGUACUAGAGGUCUUCCCGGAGUAAAAGGACUUCCAGGGCCUAAGGGAAUGCCAGGGCUUUCAGGAAUUCGUGGAAUUGAGGGUUUUCCUGGAUUGCCUGGACCCCCGGGUGAAAAAGGCACGUCUGGUGCUUACGGACGGAUUGGAGAAUCUGGAAUCAAGGGAAUAAAAGGUGACUUGGGUCCUACCAUCAGUCUUCCUGGAUCAACUGGACUGAGAGGUGAAACUGGGUUUCCUGGACCUUUAGGUGGAAAGGGACUCACAGGUCAGUCUGGAGACAGAGGAAGUCCUGGUUUUGAUGGCAUUGAAGGGAUGAAAGGCUAUCCAGGAGAACCUGGAAAAGUUGGACCACCAGGUUCUGAUGGCCUACAAGGUUUUCCAGGAACCCAGGGUCAGAAGGGCUGGCCUGGCGUGCCUGGACAGGCAGGAACCCCUGGAAUCCAAGGCCAACCAGGACAAAAAGGAUUUCCUGGUCUUAAAGGCCUUUUUGGAUUGGAUGGCCUGAAAGGUCAAAAGGGUAUCAAGGGUGCUCCAGGUUCUGACAACUGGGGUCCUUCUGGUGAGCCAGGAGCAAAAGGAGAGAGAGGAGAGACCGGCAUCCCCAGCACAGAAGCUGGUGUCCCUGGAGAGGUGGGAUUCAAGGGUUUCAUUGGAGAUCCAGGUAAUAAGGGUGAAUCUGGGCAUCCAGGUGUACCGGGUCCUCAGGGUCCACAAGGAUUCUCUGAUAUAAAAGGAGUGCGAGGCGACUAUGGCUUUCCAGGCCCAAAAGGACUUCCAGGUUCUCCUGGUCUCAGAGGGAUCCCAGGUGACCCAUCUCCAUUCGGAGCAAAAGGAGAGAAUGGAAAUCCAGGUAAUUUCGGAUUGACUGGAGAAAAAGGAGUCCAGGGGGACUGGGGAGAAAAAGGACCGUCAGGGGAACCUGGAGUGUCAGGAAGAAAAGGUGAAAAAGGAGAAACAGGAAUGAUGGGAUAUCCAGGAAGGCAUGGUUUUACAGGUUACAGGGGCCCUGUUGGACCCAAAGGAGACACUGGACCCCCAGGUUUUCCUGGCUUUCCUGGUGCUAAAGGACUUCCACCAGUUCCACAGAAAUUACAAGGGGAGAGAGGACCACCUGGCCCAAUGGGUAUUCAAGGACCACAGGGACGGCUUGGAAACCCAGGCCUAGCUGGGCCUCCUGGUGAUCCAGGGGUUUUGGGCCCAAAUGGAGAAAAAGGCAUGCCAGGUCUCCCUGGAAUACCAGGAAAUCCAGGUUUUCGUGGAGAACCUGGACAAAUGGGCCACUAUGGUCUACAAGGCGAAGAAGGGACCCGAGGGAGCCCUGGUUUACCUGGUCCUAUUGGAACGCCCGGCCGCAGUGUUAAUGUUGGCUACCUGCUGGUGAAGCACAGUCAGUCUGAGCAGAUCCCCAUGUGCCCUGUGGGUAUGUCCAAGUUAUGGGAUGGUUACAGUCUUCUGUACUUCGAGGGACAGGAGAAGGCCCACAACCAAGACCUGGGUCUAGCCGGCUCAUGUCUCCCCCGUUUUAACACCAUGCCCUUCCUGUACUGCAAUCCUGGAGACGUAUGCUACUAUGCCAGCCGCAAUGACAAAUCCUACUGGCUGUCCACCACCGCACCAAUUCCCAUGAUGCCCGUGGAGGAGGCCGAAAUAAAACCAUACAUCAGCCGCUGCUCGGUGUGUGAAGCUCCAUCUGUGGCCAUCGCCAUACACAGUCAAGAUAUACAAAUCCCACAGUGCCCAGAAGGCUGGAGAAGUCUCUGGAUUGGCUACUCCUUCCUUAUGCACACGGCAGCUGGAGAUGAAGGUGGCGGUCAGUCUCUGGUGUCUCCGGGCUCCUGUCUAGAAGAUUUCAGCACCACUCCCUUCAUCGAGUGUAACGGGGCCAAGGGUACGUGUCACUACUUCGCCAACAAGCAAAGCUUCUGGUUGACGUCUAUCGAUCAGACCUUCCAGAGUUCUCCUUCCUCUGAGACACUGAAAGCCGGUCAGCUCCGGUCACGCAUCAGCCGCUGCCAAGUGUGUAUGAAGAACCUGUGAGCUGUAACCUAUGAACUUUCAGACUAUUGCAGCAGCAUUACAGUUAACACCAGCAGAGCGACCCACGCAAAUACUUCAUUCCAAAUGUCCAUCGGAUGUCAAGCGUCGCAAGUUAGGCUUUUGAAAUAACUUAAUGUAUUUAAUAUAACACAUAUGACUGCCUCAGAUUCCCUCUUCACCGCUACUGUGUGCCUAAUGACUGAAAAUAUGCACAUGUGCAUAAUGAGAAGCGAAGCCAGAGAUGCAUGAAAGCAUAUAGCUAUGAGAUUUCUCUGCAUUAUUUACUUUUAUAUAUAUAUAUGAAAUGGUGCUUAAUUUCUAACUUAUUACCUCAGCCUUAUUAGACCUGAAAUAAUAUUACCGAAACCAUACAGCCAUACUACACCAAAGAAUCCCAUGCUUCUUCGCCCUUCUGUGCUUUGUAGCGUCACUAUGUGAAUGUAGACCUGGGAAUCAAGAACUGGUUCUUAUUCAAAUCAAGCUCCAUUAUUUUUAAUGGCAGUAUCUUUUUACGCUAAAUGCAAAUAGCAAACUUUGUAUUUCCCCAUAGUACAGAUAGCACACCACUUCUACCUAGCAAACAGGGAAUGUUCUUGCAAGGUUCUCUCAGAGUCAUGAAAACUGUUCUUCUAGUAAUAUUACUAGUUUCAGAAUUCAAAAGUAACAUUCCCAUAAUGUUGGCAAACUGAUACAACGGAACGACACUAUUUAUCUCAACACAAGAGUAGUGUGUUCAUUGGGUAUUUGAUUUCCUAAAGGUCUUAAACUCUGAGACUUGAAGAUUUCUACUAGAGUUUUAUCCAGUCACGAGGCUCAGGAUUCUAGUUUGUUUGAGAUAAACCCUUUCUUGGUUUCACCAAUUGCACUAAUUUUCUUGGAGGUUUACAGGACACGUUCAGGUCUUGAGAAAACUCAAGUUCAGUCUUUGUCCCACUUUUACAUGCACAGCCAGACUAUAUAUUUUUGUAAACAAAGUCUAUAUCUAAUGACUUAACAAAUGUGGGUGCCCUAAUCGUCUUCCAGCUCUUGCAGACUUUGAGCAGAUUUGCCCAUUUUCAGUGCACACUGCUCACUCAUUAUUGUCCUGAAGCCCAUAAACCUCUUACGUGUAUUUGACAUCAGUAAAGAGAACCAAAAAAAGGUUAUAAUUUAAAACACUUUUUGCAUUGAAAGCAUGCCACUGCUUUUUUAACAAAUGUACUUUAAUUGUAAUUAUGUAGAAUGUUUGAAGUCCUUGAUUUUGAAUUGCAGUGUUAUGGAAUAAAAGAACAAUAAAUGCUUUUUGUUUGUUA